Molecule: messenger RNA, 693 nt
Organism: Pseudogymnoascus verrucosus
Lineage: Eukaryota; Fungi; Ascomycota; Leotiomycetes; Thelebolales; Thelebolaceae
Product: Transcription initiation factor IIA small chain (TFIIA 13.5 kDa subunit)
Exons: 3
Coding region: 61-390 (109 amino acids)
Biological process (GO): RNA polymerase II preinitiation complex assembly; transcription initiation at RNA polymerase II promoter
Cellular component (GO): transcription factor TFIIA complex
Molecular function (GO): RNA polymerase II general transcription initiation factor activity; TBP-class protein binding
Source: RefSeq, a predicted model, not a curated record
CUCAUCCUCUUCUCUUCUUCCACCAACGUCCCGUCAUCGUCACCAGAAAAGACAUUCACGAUGGCAGCGAACGCCAGUCCCUUUUACGAGCUCUACCGCCGUAGCAGUGUCGGGAGGACUCUGAUGGAUACCCUCGACGAGCUGAUCGGAGAGCGCCGCAUCGAGCCGCAGCUUGCGAUGAAGAUCCUGAGCCACUUUGAUCGAAGCAUUACGGAGGUGCUGCAGGAUAAGGUGAAGGCGAGGAUGACGUUCAAGGGACACCUCGACACCUACCGCUUCUGCGAUGAAGUGUGGACCUUCCUGAUCAAGGACGUGACGUUUAAGAUGGACAAUACGAGUGUUCAUGCGGACAAAGUCAAGAUCGUGAGUUGUGGGACGAAGAAGGAUUGAGAUGCCUCUUAAGGCUAUGGCGAACGAACACGAAAUUGCAUAUAUGUAGGAUGGAUUAAGGCUACGAAGAGGAGAUCGUUCUUCAUCUUACAGCAGGAGUUACUGGUCUAAAAUGGGACAUGGAAGGGAACGGCGUUCGUGGUUGCUGGCGGAAAUAGAAACAUCACAUGGUGUGACUGAGUCAACCUGGACUGAAACGGCUGGUAAUUUGAGAUACCAAGAUGUUGUUGUAACUGCAUAGACAGAAAUAUACACAAACCAUCAAAAUCCAAAGCCAGAGAGUAAAUAAACAAACCAUUCGUG